Molecule: messenger RNA, 2187 nt
Organism: Limulus polyphemus (Atlantic horseshoe crab)
Lineage: Eukaryota; Metazoa; Arthropoda; Merostomata; Xiphosura; Limulidae
Product: ras-related protein Rap-1A-like
Exons: 7
Coding region: 146-685 (179 amino acids)
Biological process (GO): cellular response to cAMP; Rap protein signal transduction; negative regulation of synaptic vesicle exocytosis
Cellular component (GO): plasma membrane
Molecular function (GO): GTP binding; GDP binding; GTPase activity
Source: RefSeq, a predicted model, not a curated record
UUAGGCUUACCAUAGUUGGCUUGAAAUAACCUCGCGCAUUAUGUCAUUUUGAGGUGGUAGCAUCUAUUGUGUUUGGUUUGUAGUUGAUGUAUUUUAGACUAGACCCAGCUUUGGCUUUCCUGAAAGAGACAGAAUAGUAACAGCAAUGAGAGAAUAUAAGAUAGUGGUUUUAGGGAGUGGAGGUGUUGGGAAAAGUGCCUUGACAGUACAAUUUGUACAAGGUAUAUUUGUGGAAAAAUAUGACCCAACUAUCGAGGACAGCUACCGAAAAGUAAGUAAAACUAUGCUGAACUGUGAUAUGUACAACAGAGAACAAUUCACUGCCAUGAGAGAUCUGUACAUGAAGAAUGGACAAGGAUUUGUCUUGGUGUACUCCAUUACAGCACAAUCCACCUUUAAUGACUUACAGGACCUGCGAGAACAGAUCCUUCGUGUGAAGGAUACAGAUGAUGUUCCCAUGAUCUUGGUGGGAAACAAGUGUGAUCUGGAGGAUGAGCGGGUUGUUGGGAAAGACCAGGGAGGAAAUUUGGCAAGAUCCUUUAAUAACUGUGCCUUCUUGGAGUCUUCUGCUAAAGCUAAAGUCAAUGUUCAUGAGAUAUUUUAUGACCUUGUGAGGCAGAUCAACAGAAAAAACCCUGAGAAAAAAACAAAGCCUCAGAAGAAAUCUAAAUGCAUAAUCUUGUAGAUCUAAAAUUAAAAUUAUCAAAAGAAUGGCUUCAUGACUUUACUUGUAAUCAUCAUACCUGGGAUGACUAAUACAUCUGAUACCAGUCUUGACAACAAAUGAAAUCGUUGUUUGGAAUAUAUCAUACAAAGGUGGGUAUGGCUGUAGUAGAAGAAAGUGUAGAAACUGAACAUGACAUAGUAAUAUUAAAGGUUUUAUUCAUCCAUAAGGUUUCCAGUUCUUUUGAAAAGUUCUUCAUCAGGUGGACUUGGUAGUAUAAAAAUGAAAUGCAAUUGUGUGUGUGAAAAUCACGAGAUAUGCAGCAUUGUUAAUGUACAGAACAUUAUGUAAGUGAGCUCAGUAACCAUAUGAACGUGAAUCUUUGUUUUGUUGGCAUGGUCACAUUUGAUGUAAAAUCAACAGCUGAUCAGGUACAAAUUGACUUUUUGUCCUAUUGGCAAAUCGAAAUAUGUUCAAUAAAUAUUAUUUGGUUUUGGUUGCAUGCUAGAGGAGUUUUUAGCUCUGGCUAAGGCAUGGUACUUGAGAGAUGCAAGACUUUAUCAUUUGUUAUUAAAGUUGGAAAAGUUGAAGUAUACUUAAUGGAGUGUAAGUGAUGAAAAUUUCUUUAGGGCUUUCUUUGUAAUGUAAUAUAAAAUCAGUAAAUUGAGUCCUUGAAAAUGACAGUUUGUUCCUGGAAUUUUUUCCUGUAUGAACCUUGUUACAUUGAAGAUGAUAUAAAUAUGUUGUUUUGUGGUUAUUUUGAUGAUGCAGUUUUGUAAAAUGAACAUCAUCAAUUGUACACCCAUAUUUGAAGUUAACAUUGUUCUUGUAAUUUUGCUUUUGUGCUCUAUUUUGUUUCUCAAGAUGUUCGACUAUGUGUGUGUGUGUGUGUGUGUGUGUGUGUGUGUAUUGAGUUUGUGUAUAACUCUUUGUGUACCUGGUAAAAUGUGUACUGAGAUUACAAACAUUUUUGUCAUACAUGUUUCUAGAUGAAAUUGUCUUAAGUAUGAUAUUUAUUAUAUUCAUAAAUGAUAAACGUAACCUUAAUUUUGGACCAAAAUUAUCAACUUAAGUUUUUAAGGUUUAUAAAUUAUGCCUUCAUAUCUCUGUUAAAAUAGGAGUACUUGAUUCUGUGGUGGUCUGUUUAGAAAUGUUAGAUUAAUAUUGAGGAUGUGGAUACUGAAUUAAAAAUUUCUUCAUAAUCCUGAUCUAGCUCAAAUUAUAGACAGAAAUGAUGUCCUUUUAAAAUUGUUUAAUCUUUGUGUAUAUUCACAUGUCUGUUGUCCUAUGGUAUUGUCAAUCCAUAUGACUUCAUAACAUUUUCUGUACUGCCAUAUAUGUCAAUUAGUAGCAUGAAAUGGUACUUGAACCACAAUUUUUUUGUUUGUACACAGAAAAUGAAAUUCAGUACAUGUACAGUUUUGAAAUGUAAACUUUUUAAUAUGAGUAUAGAUAUUACAUUUGUUUUUACACACUAUUUUUAUAUGCAAAUAAGCUGGCAGUUUUGUAUAAUUUCAGUUAUA